CCCAUCCCUGAGUGCAGCGCCACAGAUCCUCUGGGUCGAUUUUGGGAGGUUGUCUCUUUCUCAGCCUUCUGCUAUCACUGUCUUGCUCAUCUGCCUGCAAGUGGAGGUCAGGAGGAUAAUGAGCAAAAGUCAUUUUGCUGUCUUUUCCUUCUGAAACGUACUUCUCCAGCUAGCAAGAGUGUGGAGUGUCACUGCAUCGGCUCAGGAUGAGGAGGCACGCAUUGAUACCGCUAUGUGCCCUACUGGGUGUCCUGUUUGCUCUACCAACCCUCGACGCUCAGGCAGCACAAGAUUCCGCAGACCUUGUACUCUUAAUUGAUGGAUCGCAGCACGUUGGAGCAGCAAACUUCCCAUUUGUGCGUGAUUUGGCUUUGACAAUCAUUGAGGGGCUCGAUGUGGGCAAGGAAGCCGUUCGGGUGGCCUUAGCCCUGUACCAUGACAACCCUGAGAUAAAGUUCUAUCUGAAUAGCUAUGACAGCAAAGCAUCAGUCCUGGAGGCUGUAAAGGAACUUGCAUACUCAGGUGGUGAUGAAUCUAACCUGGGCCUUGCUUUGGAGGAAGUAGCCCAGAACCUUUUAAGCCAAUCAGCUGGUGGCAGGGCAGAGGAGGGUGUGCCCCAGAUGUUAGUCGUUAUCAGUGCUGGGCUGGCCACUGACGAUACUGGUGCUGGUGACCGGGCCCUUAAGAGGGCUGGAGUUAUCACAUUUGGGCUGGCCAUCGGUGAUACCGCCACUGCAGACUUGGAAGCGGUUGCUACCCAUAGAACAUUUGUCCUGUCAGCCCCUGAUUUCAGAGCAGUGGCGAGCAUGGGCGACCAGUUUUUGCCGUUCAUUAAUGGUGUGCUCCAACGCAGCAUUAUAGUAGAGCCUGAAAUCACAGAAGCCUUGGCCGUUGGAAAAAGAGACAUCAUUUUCCUUCUUGAUAGUACUAUGGGUGCAGCCGUGAUCAACUCUGUGCGUGAGUUCAUCAAGCGCUUUGUUGACACCAUGCCCAUUGGCCCAAAUGAUGUUCAAGUGGGUUUGGCUCAAUUCAGCAAUUCUGCUCGACUUGAGAUGGACCUCAACUCCUAUGGAUCGAGGGAGGACUUAACAGCUGCUUUGGGUAAAAUCAAACCUAGGCCAGGACAGGCAGUUAACAUUGGGGCAGCCUUGGACUUUGUGAGGACCAACAUGCUACGUCCUGAGAAGGGCAGUCGCCUGCAACAAGGCGUACCCCAGCUUUUGCUCUUAAUGACCAGUAAAAAGUCAAGUGACAGUGUGGAACAACCAGCAAGGGCUUUGCAGCAAAUGGGUGUGCUAACUUUGGCUGCAGGCGCCAAGGCAGCUGAUGAGGAAGAGCUAAAGCAAAUUGCCUUCACUGACAGGCUUGUGUUCACGCUGAAGGACUUCCGAAUGCUGCUUCGUAAUCCAAAGGCAAUCGUUGAUGCUCUCUCCACCCUCGCUGGGGUCGUGGUGACAGAAGUUCCCACUGAGCCAGUUGUUGAGAUAACUACGGUGCAGGAUUCAAUGGUGCGCCGAGACAUUGUCUUCUUAGUGGACGGCUCAAACUACAUUGGCAGCAGUAACUUUCCAUAUGUUCGAGACUUCAUGAUCAAUGUGGUCAAUCAACUUGAUGUGCGCCCUGACAGAGUCCAAAUUGGCCUCCUGCAGUUUGCUGAGCAACCCAAAAUUGAGUUUUAUCUUAACAGCUUCCGCAACAGACAAGAUGUUGUGAACAGGAUCUCUCAACUGAGACUGACUGGAGGCUCAGUUUUGAACACGGGUGCGGCCAUGGAUUAUGCCCUCUCCAACAUGUUCCAGACAUCAACAGGGUCACGCAGGAGGCAAAGAGUCCAGCAGGUGUUGGUCCUUAUCACAGGGGGUCCAACCCAAAACGAAAUAAAAAGUGUAGCUGAUAAACUGGCUUUGGGGGGUGUUUUGACCUUUGUGGUCAGUUCUGGGCAAGCAGAACAGGACUCGCUUAGAAGAGUUGCUUUUGUUCCAGAGUUGGCUUAUCAUGAAUCAAGCUUCUCUUAUUUACCAGCUGUGGCUGAACAAAUCAUGCCAAAGCUGAUAACAGUUGUUGGGGAUACAGAUAUAUCAACAGUCCCUGAACAACCUGUGGUUGCUGGAUCUGAAAGGGAUGUUGCCUUCCUUAUUGAUGGAACUGACUAUGUUCGACAAGAUUUUGCUUAUAUCCGGGAUUUUAUCCUCAAAGUAAUUGAACCACUUGACAUUGGGAAUGACAAAGUGAGAAUUUCAGUUGUUCAGCACAGCGAGAGACCAACACCGAUUUUUUACCUUAAUACUCACCAGACCAAAGACGAGGUUUUGAGAGCAGUCAGCGAAAUGUCCCUGGCUGGAGGACGUAGUCUCAACACAGGUUCAGCUUUGAAAUUCAUGAAGGACACUAUUUUGUCUGAGAGAUAUGGUAGCAGGAGGGCGCAGAGUGUUCCACAGUUUUUGAUAGUUUUGACUGGAAGCCGAUCAAGGGAUAACGUGAAGGAACCUGCCGGUGAACUAAAGACCGAGGGAGUUGUGCCAUUUGGUGUUGGUGUCAAGGAUGCAGACCGCAAGCAAAUUGAGGACAUUUCACACAACCCAUCGUUUGCUUUCACAGUGAAGGAAUUCAGUGAACUCGGAACUGUACCACAAAAACUCAAUACUUACGUGAGCCUUCCGAGGGUACAGCUCGACAACGUUCUACAACAAGGGCAUGAUAUAAAACGAGACAUUGUGUUCCUACUGGAUGGAUCUGAUAACACAAGAGAUGGAUUUUCAGAAAUAAAACUCUUUCUUAAGAGCAUAGUAAAGAGCCUUUAUAUAAGUGAGAAUCAAGACAGGGUGUCUGUGGUUCAAUUUUCUGAUAAGCCUGAUGUCAACUUCUAUCUGAAUUCCCACAAGACUCGGAGUCACGUUACGAAUGCCAUCGACAAUUUAAGGCACAGCGGUGGGAGGCGCCAUAAUAUUGGGGCAGCACUGCAGUUUGUGAGACACAGUGUCUUCACUUCCUCUUCUGGCAGUAGAAGGCUAGAAGGUGUGCCUCAAAUGUUAAUUCUUCUCACUACAAAACCUUCCACUGAUGAUGUGAGAGGCCCAGCCUUUGCUCUUAAAGAGCAUGACAUUGUGUCAAUAGUGGUUGGAUUGGGAGAUGCAGAUUUUUCAGGCUUGGAAACCAUUUCAUUCAAACCUGGUUCCAUCUACAAGGUCACUAAUGUCUCCAUAUUGCCCACCAUCCAAUCAGAACUUGUUGAUAUGCUGAAUGUAAAUAAUGUCACAGAAGAAUCUACAACAGGACAACCUGAUUUAAUAACCGAGUCACAGGGCCCCAAAAAGGACAUCGUCUUUCUGGUUGAUGGAUCUGAUGGUGUUGGACGAGAAUUCCCUAUCAUCCAGGAGUUUAUCCGUAGAGUUGUGGAGAGUCUCAAUGUGGCUGAAAAUAAGAUCCGGAUUGGUGUGGUGCAGUUUGGUGAUUAUGCACAGGCUGACAUGUAUCUGAACACGCAUCCAACCAAAGAAGGAGUUUUGAAUGCUGUCAGAGGAAUCAGGCAGCGAGGAGGAAGACAGCGCAACCUGGGCCAGGCCUUGAAGUUUGUCAGUGAUGAUGUUCUGACUGCUGCACGAGGUAGCAGGAAACAAGAGGGUGUACCCCAGUUUCUGAUUGUUGUUUCCAGUGGGUCUUCCACAGAUGAUGUCAGACGUUCAGCAUCUUCCCUGAAACAAGCAAGAAUUCUUCCGUUUAGCAUUGGAACAACAGAUGUAAAUCCCAAGGAGCUCCAAAUGGUGUCCUACACACCCAACUUUGCCUACACUGUAGAUGAUCUUCCAGGAUUAUAUACGGUACAAGAAAACUUAAUCACCACUCUCACUGAAUUAUCCGAUGACGACAUCACCAGGAUGAUUCCAGUUUUUCCAGACUACGAUGCAAUUGUACCAGCAGUCACUGGUGGAGAAAAGAGGGAUGUUGUGUUUCUCAUUGAUGGUUCAAGUGCGGCACGAAACGACUUUCCUUCCAUCCGUGAAAUGAUACAAAGAGUUGUGGAGAAGCUAGAUGUUGGACUGGAUAACGUCAGAAUUUCAGUUGUACAGUAUAGUGAUGAUGCGACAGUAGAGUUUCUCUUAAAUGAAUAUUCCACCAAGGAGGAAGUACGCCAGGCUGUGACACGACUUCGAAGCAUUGGAGGAAAUCGUCUUAAUACAGGUCGUGCUCUUGAGUGGGUCUCCAGAAAUAUCUACCAAAGGUCAGCAGGAAGUCGCAUCGAAGAUGGAGUGCCACAGUUCCUCAUUUUAGUUACCGGUGGAAAAUCUACGGAUGAUGUGUCUACUCCAGCUGACCAACUAAAGAGAAACAACAUAGCACCCAUUGCCAUUGGCUCAAGAAAUUCAGACCCAGAUCAACUAAGGCAGAUUUCCAUGACGCCUGAGCUGGCUUACACAGUUGACAGUUUCCAGCAGCUUCCCGCGGUGGAGCAGCGGCUCAUUGAUUCAGUCAAAACAAUAUCAACUUCUGAUAUCAUCGGUAGCUAUACACCUCCAAAUGUAGACCUUGGUAAUUUAGACCUUGGAAAGAAGGACAUUAUAUUCCUCAUUGACGGCUCUGACAACACUGGGGCUACGGGUAUUGCUCAUAUCCGUGACUUCAUUGUGAACAUUGUUCAACAACUGGAAAUACAGCCUGACCAAGUGCGUGUGGCCGUUGUCCAAUAUGCAGACAAUGUUAAAACAGAAUUCUCUCUCAAUUCACAUAACAACAAAGCAGCUGUUAUCUCAGCUGUCGGAAGACUUCGUCAAAUGGGUGGUCGCUCUUCGGAUCUGGCUGAUGCCAUUGAAUAUGUGAUACAGAAUGAGCUAAAGCCAUCAGCUGGUUUUCGUCCGGUGGAUGCCUCCCAGCAUCUUGUGGUUCUCACAGGUGGACGUUCUCCCCAAGAUGUGUCUAUCUAUGGACCUUUGCUCAAAGGAUCCAGGGUCAACUGCAUUGGUAUUGGAGCAAGUGGGGCAGACACAAGGCAGUUAGCCCAAAUUUCAACCACGUCAGAAGAUGUCCUUCGAGUUCCUACGUUCCCAGGCCUACCAGCAAUCAAAGACAGGUUCAUUUCAAGAUUGAGUGGAAACCUCCUUGUGAAACCAACCAUAGAUGAGAGUCCCACACAAGAAUUGCCUGCACCCAAGAAGGCUGAUAUCGUGUUUUUGGUGGAUGGUUCUAUGAACUUGGGCAGAGAUAAUUUCAAUGAAGUGAUGGCAUUUGUCAGCAACCUAAUAGAUUUGUUCUUCAAUGAUCGAGACAACCUAAGGAUUGGACUGGCUCAUUAUGGCACAGAUGUGACCGAUGUCUUCUACCUCAACACCCACAAAAACAAGCAGGACAUUGUUAGUGCCAUUGAACAAGCAGAAUACAAAGGGGGCCGAAAAAUCAACACUGGUGCUGCCAUUCAGCACGUUCAGAAUGUCCACUUCUCCAAAGAACGCGGCAGUCGAAAAGAUGAAGGCACACCUCAAAUCCUAAUGGUUUUCACAGGAGGACGGUCAUCUGAUGACGUAAAAUCAGCAGCGCUUGGUUUGAAGAAUAGCGGUGUGAGAGUAUAUGCUGUGGGGGUGGGUGACACUGGGAACGAUUUAGAAAACCUUGCAAGUGAUUCUUCAACGGUAGCUCGGGCCAGAACCUUUCAGGAGCUUUCAGAGCUCACUGAGCAAAUCCUGGGGACACUGGAUGAUGAAAUGGAGGGGAAGCUGUGUGUAGGAGUACAAGAUGUUGCUAAAAUCUGCAACCUUGAGGUGUUGGUGGGCUUUGAUGUUUCUGCACAGAAUAUCUUCAGUGCUCAAACCAACCUCCAGAGCAAGAUGAGCGCUAUUCUGCAGAGGAUCUCCAAAAUGUCAACAAUCAGUUGUUCUUCUGGGCAGAUCCCCUCCAUCCAAAUUGGCAUGCUGGCCAUCGACUCUGCCGGACAGCCUGUCCAGUUGGAUUUCACUGACAAUUCUGACAAGCUAUUUGAUGACUUUAGAGCUCUUAGAACUCGCGGCCCAUUUGUCCUUACCAGCAAGACCAUCUCAGCUUACACUGACAGAUUCAGAACCAGACAAGAUAAUGCUGUCAAGGUUGUUAUUCACCUAACUGAUGGUCUGGAUUCGCCCUAUUCUGAAUUAAAAAGACGAGUUGAAGAGCUCCGACAAUCAGGUGUCAGCAGUUUCAUCCUUGUUGGGCUCGAGCGGGUGCUCAAAUUUGAGGAAGCUGCUUUACUGGAAUUUGGUCGGGGCUUCAGGUACACCAGACCUCUACGACUUAAUGUCCUGGACUUGGACUAUGAGCUCAUGGAGCAACUCGACAAUAUUGCAGAGAGAGAAUGCUGUGGAGUACCAUGCAAGUGUACAGGUGCAAGAGGAGAUCGAGGGUCUGUAGGACUUUCUGGACUUAAGGGUGGUCCAGGAGCUGCCGGAAGCCAGGGCCAUCCGGGAGAUGAGGGUGGACCGGGAGAGAGAGGUCCUCCUGGUGUGAAUGGAACUCAGGGAUUCCAAGGGUGUCCUGGACAGAGAGGUUUCAAGGGUUCCCGGGGAUACUCUGGAGAAAAGGGUGAAGCUGGAGAGAUUGGCCUGGAUGGCAUUAAUGGUGAAGAGGGCAACAGUGGCGUGUCUGGACCCUCAGGAGACAGAGGAAAUCCUGGCAGAAGAGGUCCUAAAGGUAUCAAGGGACAAACAGGAGACAGAGGAGAAACAGGAAUCAGAGGAGACCCUGGUACAAGUGGAAGCGAUAACAAUCGAGCAGGGCCAAAAGGAGACCCUGGUGAUGCUGGACCAGCGGGAGAGCCUGGUGAGGAUGGAAACAGAGGAACAGCUGGAGAAUCAGGAAGAAGGGGAGCUGAUGGCCGAAGAGGUGCACCAGGACAAGCUGGUAAUCGAGGACCGCCAGGCGUUGAUGGUGUAAGGGGAGAAGCUGGUAUUGGAGGGUCCAGAGGUCCAGCAGGACCAAACGGUGCACCAGGACCAAGAGGCGAAGAUGGAAAUCCUGGGCCUAGAGGUCCUGGAGGAAGUCCGGGUGCUGCCGGAGACAAGGGAAGAAGAGGAGCUGUGGGUCGUAAGGGAGAGCCUGGAGAACCAGGAGUCAAGGGUGUUUUCGGACCCCUAGGACCCCGUGGAGAGCCCGGUGAAGAUGGCAGAGAUGGUUUUGGUGUUGCUGGGAACAAUGGAAGAAAGGGCGACGAAGGCUUUCCAGGCUUCCCAGGGCCAAAGGGAGCUGCUGGUAAUGCAGGUUUCAAAGGUGGACCAGGUUCAAGAGGAAACCGUGGACAGAGGGGCGUCUCUGGAAAUCCUGGUACACCAGGACAGAAGGGAGAGGUUGGAUAUGCAGGGCCAUAUGGUCAAAAAGGACCGAAAGGACCAGGUGUUGUGCAAUGUGACCUUGUCAAGAAGAUCAGAGACAACUGUCCUUGCUGUUAUGGUAAGCAGGAAUGUCCUCUUUACCCAACCGAACUGGCUUUUGCUCUGGACGCUUCCAACGACGUCGGCCGUCCCGCCUUCAACAACAUGCGUGACACGGCUUUGAGACUGGUCCGAGACAUCACCAUCGCUGAGAGCAACUGUCCUAGAGGAGCUCGUGUUGCGUUGACUCUGUACAACAGUGAAGUGACCACUGAGGUCCGAUUUGCAGAUGCGCUUAAGAAACGAGCAUUGGUUCAACGCAUAGAAGGAUUGCAGACGCUGCAGACCAACAAAAAGCGUAGCUUAGAGACGGCCAUGAGCUUUGUAGCCCAGAACACUUUUAAACGCGUGCGUAGCGGCUUCCUCAUGAGGAAGGUAGCCAUAUUUUUUGUGGGGGGCUCAGUCAGUAACACACAAGCGGUGACCAAUGCAGCUCUCCGCCUUCACGACGCUGGAAUUGCAACCUUGUUUUUGGUCCGAAGCGAGGACCGAGCACUCAGUCGAGCAUUGCAGGUCAACAACACAGCACUGGCUCAGGUGAUCGUUUUGCCAAAUCCUGGAAGCGCACAAUACAACUCAGUCAUGGACAAAGUCCUCAACUGCCAUGUUUGUCUUGACGUCUGCUCUCCAGAUCAAAUGUGUGAUUACAUACCUCCAGCGACUGGUCGAGACAGGAGGUCUUUUGCCACAGAUGUGGACAUCGACAUGGCGUUUGUCAUAGACAGCUCGGAAACGACAUACCCCACCGUCUUUACGGAGAUCAAACGCUACAUAGCACACAUGGUGGAACAUCUUCAAGUGUCCUCCAAUCCUGCAACCUCCGCUCACCAUGCCAGAGUCACAGUCAUUCAGCAAGCGCCCUAUGAGUUCCUCCAAAAUAAGACCAGCUUACCCAUCCAUGUGGACAUCGGUUUGACGGAGCACCAGUCAGCUCAGGGGAUUGUAAAGUUCCUAAUGGAGAAGACACCCCAGUUAGAGGGGGGCCGCUCGUUGGCAGCAGCGAUGGAGUCGACCUUGGACGAAGUUUUUGAGAAAGCACCGCUCCAACGUCCUCGGAAAGUCCUCAUGUUCUUUGUGACAGGAAGUGUGGAAGAGCAGGAGGAACAUCUGGUCCGUGUUGCCACUGAUGCCAAGUGCAGAGGCUACUUUUUGGUCAUCAUGGCCGUCGGAGAGAAACUGAGUGCUGCGGACGCUCGAGUUUUGUCACGCAUGGCCAGUGAGCCGUCAGACGUUUUCUUUAAGAGACUGGACACCAGCUCACACUUUUAUGACAAACACUUGCUGAACUUUGGACAGCUGCUGCCAAAGUACAUCAGCAUGGAGAAUGCGUUCUACAUGUCUGCUGAAGUGUCCAAAAACUGCAAGUGGUUUCAGAGUGACCAACCCCUGAGAAACCCUUUUUCAUCGUCACAUCCAAAAGAGAGCCAUAAGAAUCAUCAUGAACAUCAUCAAGUGUCUCAUCAAGUCAAGCACACAGAUGAGCUUCACGUGUCCAAUGUGACCUCCAGCAGUCUGAAGUUGCGCUGGAACGACAUAGACGCCAAACACGUGGUGUACUAUGAAGUGGUGAUGAUGCGGUUGCGUGACCACGCAUUGGUGCUGAAGACCAACGUUUCUGCCCCACAGCUUGCUGUCGACCGCUUGGAAAGUGGUCAGACAUAUCACGCCGUGGUCACGGCCUAUGCGGCUGAUGGUCGCAUGAUCUCCACUCACAAAGGCAUCAUCACCACCAAGGCAGUAGAGAGUGGAACCAUCAAGCAGGUGACCAAUCCAAUAAAUACCACACCACUGGACCAACCACAGACAGUGUCAGAGCUUGACCUUAAAGGGCAGCAGGUUGAAAAGAUGCAGACCCACUCGGAGAAAACAGUGGAUGUUUGCCAGCUUCCCAAAGAAGAGGGCACGUGUGCCAAGUUUGUCCUGAAAUGGCACUAUGACGCUCCAAGCAAGAGCUGUGCACGCUUCUGGUACGGAGGCUGUGGUGGAAACCAGAACCGCUUCGACACGCAUGAACAGUGUGUGAGAGCGUGUGGCAAUGCAGCCAUCAAGCAAAGAGUGGUGGCAUCCAUGAGAACAUAAUCAUAAGACGCAUGGCCAGCCUUUAUGAAUCCUCACACUGGUCCAAGUAUACCAGAAGAGGCUGCACUGGAUUCACUUAAAAGAACUUGAGAACAUGUUCAACUCUUUUGCGACCAAAGAAAGCAUGAAUAUGAGCAAUAUUUCCAUGUACUGGUGCUACACAUGCAGGUACUACAUUAUGUGCAUUUGGUUGUACAGUCAAGUCAUCUUUUUUUAAAUGCACAUUUGACACAAUCCACAUAUGAGUUGACAAUGUUAUUAUUAUUGUUUUGUUGUGUGUACUUGUACAAUUGUGUGUACAAGUACAUACAAUUGUAUUAAAUUGUCCUUUUUAGCUUGAAUGCAAACACUCCGAUUCUUCAUCAAACAGCAAGCUAAGCAAUUAGAAUGUAUUUCUUUUUUACUUUAAUUUGAUCCACUGAAACUUUAUUCAACACAAAAUAAAAAAUGUUUACUACUUUUA
Molecule: messenger RNA, 9930 nt
Organism: Nerophis ophidion (straightnose pipefish)
Lineage: Eukaryota; Metazoa; Chordata; Actinopteri; Syngnathiformes; Syngnathidae
Product: collagen alpha-3(VI) chain-like
Exons: 45
Coding region: 207-9467 (3086 amino acids)
Molecular function (GO): protein binding; serine-type endopeptidase inhibitor activity
Source: RefSeq, a predicted model, not a curated record